GUGGCAGGCAUCUACAUACUCAAAGAAUUUGGUUGUGAUGGAAAAAGUCAAAAAUGUGUGGGCUUCAGAAUCUAGAAGACCUGUGUUGGAACACCAUCUCCUGUUAUCUGUGUGACUUUGGGCAGGUUACUUAUCCUCUCUGGACCUCUAUUUUAUUGUAAAAGUGGCCUCACAGGGGUAACCAUGGGGAGGAAUGAGCUAUCACGAGGAGAGGAGCUGGCCCAACGUGGGCACCUACAGGUGCUUGAAGUUUCUGUUCUUUCCUUUCUCUGAUAGUGGAGGCCCCCAAUGCAGGAGACACCCUGGGCAGAGGAGGGGGUCCAAGGAACAACAGAGCCGUUCGAGGGGACACUUAUUCCUCUGAGCCACGCAGGAACAAGGGCACCACCUGGUGUACCCCGGGCGGUUUCAGAAGAGCACUUUCCUCUUUUCCAGGAGUGUCUCCCUCUGUUGCCCUCACAGUCCCCUGGGCAGCAGGCCGUGUGCCGAGCCACGUGGAGAUGGGUCUGUGCGCGGGCUGCCACCCAGGACCAUGAGCCGCUAAGAUGGAGACGUCUGCCUCAGCCACUGCCUCGGAGAAGAAAGAAGCCAAAAGCGCGAUCCUGGAGGCCGCCGCUUUCCCGGACCCGGGCAGGAAGGCCUCUGCUCUGGCGGUGGCCACGGCGGCGGCGGCAGCAGCGGUCGCUGCCCAAGGAGUGCCGCAGCACCUUUUGCCACCGUUCCAUGCGCCCUUACCGAUUGACAUGAGACACCAGGAGGGAAGGUACCAUUACGAGCCUCACUCAGUCCAUGGCGUGCACGGGCCUCCUGCCCUGAGCGGCAGCCCUGUCAUCUCCGACAUCUCGUUGAUCCGGCUUUCCCCCCACCCCGCCGGCCCUGGCGAGUCCCCCUUCAACACCCCCCACCCGUACGUGAGCCCCCACAUGGAGCAUUACCUCCGAGCCGUGCACAGCAGCCCCACGCUCCCCGCCAUCUCUGCAGCCAGGGGCCUCAGCCCUGCUGACGUGGCCCACGAGCACCUUAAGGAGAGGGGACUGUUUGGCCUCCCUGCUCCAGGCACCAACCCCUCAGACUAUUACCACCAGAUGACCCUCAUGGCAGGCCACCCCGCGCCCUACGGGGACCUGCUGAUGCAGAGUGGGGGUGCCGCCGGUGCACCCCAUCUCCACGACUACCUCAAUCCAGUGGACGUGUCACGUUUCUCCAGCCCACGGGUGACACCCCGUCUCAGCCGCAAGCGGGCGCUGUCCAUCUCCCCGCUCUCGGAUGCCAGCCUUGACCUGCAGCGGAUGAUCCGGACCUCGCCCAACUCGCUGGUGGCCUACAUCAACAACUCGCGCAGCAGCUCGGCGGCCAGCGGCUCCUAUGGGCACCUGUCGGCGGGCGCCCUCAGCCCAGCCUUCACCUUCCCCCACCCCCUCAAUCCCGUGGCCUACCAGCAAAUCCUGAGCCAGCAGAGGGGCCUGGGCUCGGCCUUCGGACACACACCGCCCCUGAUCCAGCCCUCGCCCACCUUCCUGGCCCAGCAGCCUAUGGCCCUCGCCUCCAUCAAUGCCACGCCCACCCAGCUCAGCAGCAGCAGCAACUGUCUGAGUGACGCCAACCAGAACAAGCCGAGCAGCGAGUCAGCCGUGAGCAGCACCGUCAACCCCAUCGUCAUUCAUAAGCGCAGCAAAGUCAAGACCGAGGCCGAGGGCUUGCGGCCAGCCUCCCCGUUGACCCUGACGCAGGAGCAGCUGGCCGACCUCAAGGAAGACCUAGACAGGGACGACUGUAAGCAGGAGGCCGAGGUGGUCAUCUACGAGACCAACUGCCACUGGGAAGACUGCACGAAGGAGUAUGACACCCAGGAGCAGCUGGUGCACCACAUCAACAACGAACACAUCCACGGGGAGAAGAAGGAGUUCGUGUGCCGCUGGCAGGCCUGCACGCGGGAGCAGAAGCCCUUCAAGGCGCAGUACAUGCUGGUGGUUCACAUGCGCCGGCACACGGGCGAGAAGCCCCACAAGUGCACGUUCGAGGGCUGCUCGAAAGCCUACUCUCGCCUGGAGAACCUGAAGACACACCUGCGGUCCCACACCGGGGAAAAGCCGUACGUGUGUGAGCAUGAGGGUUGCAACAAGGCCUUCUCCAACGCCUCAGACCGCGCCAAGCACCAGAACCGCACCCACUCCAACGAGAAACCCUACAUCUGCAAGAUCCCGGGCUGCACCAAGCGAUACACGGACCCCAGCUCUCUCCGGAAGCAUGUGAAAACGGUACACGGCCCAGAUGCUCACGUCACCAAGAAGCAGCGCAACGACGUGCACCUCCGCGCCCCGCUGCUCAAGGAGAAUGGGGACAACGAGGCCAGUGCCGAGCCUGGCAUCCGGGGCUCCGAGGAGAGUGCCGAGGCCAGCAGCACCAGCCAGGCCGUGGAGGACUGCCUGCACGUCAAGGCCAUCAAGACGGAGAGCUCCGGGCUGUGUCAGUCCAGCCCGGGGGCCCAGUCGUCCUGCAGCAGCGAGCCCUCUCCCCUGGGCAGUGCCCCCAACAAUGACAGUGGCGUGGAGAUGCCGGGGACAGGGCCUGGGAGCCUGGGAGACCUGACAGCUCUGGAUGACAUGCCCCCGGGGGCCGAUGCCUCAGCCCUGGCCACUCUCUCCACGGGUGGCCUGCAGCUGCGCAAACACAUGACCGCCAUGCACCGGUUCGAGCAGCUCAAGAAGGAGAAGCUCAAGUCGCUCAAGGACUCCUGCUCAUGGGCCGGGCCGGCUCCACACACCCGGAACACCAAGCUGCCUCCCCUCCCAGGAAGUGGCUCCGUCUUGGAAAACUUCGGUGGCGGCGGGGGCGGCGGGCCAGCGGGGCUGCUGCCCAACCCGCGGCUGUCAGAGCUGUCCACGAGCGAGGUGACCAUGCUGAGCCACCUGCAGGAGCGCCGCGACAGCUCCACCAGCACGGUCAGCUCGGCCUACACGGUGAGCCGCCGCUCCUCCGGCAUCUCCCCGUACUUCUCCAGCCGCCGCUCCAGCGAGGCCUCGCCCCUGGGCGCCGGCCGCCCCCACCACGCCAGCUCGGCCGACUCCUACGACCCCAUCUCCACUGACGCGUCGCGGCGCUCGAGCGAGGCCAGCCAGUGCAGCGGCGGCGGCUCGGGGCUGCUCCAGCUCACGCCCGCGCAGCAGUACAGCUUGCGGGCCAAGUACGCAGCGGCCACCGGCGGGCCGCCCCCAACGCCGCUGCCCGGCCUCGAGCGCAUGAGCCUGCGGACCCGCCUGGCGCUGCUGGACGCGCCCGAGCGCGCACUCCCGGCCACCGGCCCGCGCCCGCUGGGGCCGCGGCGGGGCAGCGACGGGCCGGCCUACGGGCACGCGGGGCCCGCGCCCGCCUUCCCCCACGAGGCGCCGGGCGGCGGGGCGCGGCGGGCCAGCGACCCGGUGAGGCGGCCCGAGGUCCUGGCGCCCCCGCGGGUGCAGCGCUUCCACAGCGCGCACAGCGUGAACCCCGGCGCGCUGCCGCCCUGCGCCGAGCGCCGAGGCCUCCGCCUCCAGAGCCACGCGGGCGCCGACGGCAGCCUGGCCUGCGGCGCCUACUCGCCGCGGCCGCCCAGCAUCAGCGAGAACGUGGUGCUGGAGGCCAUGGCGGCCGGGGCCGACGGCGCGGGGACGGAGGCCAGCCUCGUGCUGCCGGAGGAUGACCUCGUGCUGCCCGAUGACGUGGUGCAGUACAUCAAAGCUCAUGCCGGCGGCGCCCUGGAGGAGAGCACCCCGCAGGCCUAUGCCCCAGAAAGCUCCUGCUUCUCUGAGAACCCCAAACUGCCCAGCCCCGGGCUGCACGGCCAGCGCAGGGUGGUGGCUGCCGAUUCCAACGUGGGCCCCUCUGCCCCGGUGCUAGGAAGCUGCCAGCUGGGUUAUGGCGCCCCCUCCAACCUGAACAAAAACAGCAUGCCGGUGCAGUGGAAUGAGGUGAGCUCCGGCACCAUGGACACCCUGGCCAGCCAGGCGAAGCCUCCACCCUUUCCACAGGGCAACCUGGCUGUGGUGCAGCAGAAGCUGGCCUUCAGCCAGUACCCAGGCUACAGUCCACAAGGCCUGCAGCCGAGCCCUGGGGGCCUGGACAGCACGCAGCCACACCUUCAGCCCUGCAGCGGAGCCCCCUCUGUGCCCAGGGUAAAUUAUAUGCAGCAGCUGAGGCAGCCAGGGACAGGUGGCCAGUGUCCCAGCAUGACCACCACUGUGAGCCCGCACACCAGCUAUGGCCACGUCCACCCCCAGCUGAGCCCUGGUACCAUGGGUGGGGCCCUGAACCAGUUCUCCCCAUCCUGCAGCAACAUGGCGGCCAAGCCAGGCCACCUGGGGCUCCCCCAGCAAAUGGAAGUUGCUCUCGACCCCACCAUGAUGGGCAACAGCCGCAGGGAACUUGGGGUCCCCAAUUCCACUCUGGCUGGGAUGCCACCACCUCACCCAGCCCAGAGCUACCCACAGCAGAGUCAUCACCUGGCAACCGCCGUAAGCCAAGAGGGCUACAGCCAGGGUCCCAGCCUUCUGCAUUCCCACCAGCCUGGCUUCAUGGAGCCCCAGCAGGGCACAGUGGGGCUGGCUGGAUCAAGCUUCGGCCUAGUGCAACCCCGGCCACCCCCUGAGCCCAGCCCUGCUGGCCGCCACCGUGGGGUACGUGCUGGGCAGCAGCUCGCCUAUACCAGGGCCACUGGCCAUGCCAUGGCUGCUGUAUCAGCCAACCAGGAGAUGGCAGAGUCUGUGCCCAAAGGAGUUAUGGGCACCAUGGUGUCCCUGCCUCCUCAGCCGCCCCCACAGGACACAGGCAGGGCCCAGGACCACAGCAUGCUCUACUACUAUGGCCAGAUCCACAUGUAUGAACAGGAUGGAGGCCUGGAGAACCACAUAGGCUGCCAAGUCACAAGGCCUCAGCCACCUCAGCCACAGGCCUGCCCGGAGAGCAUCCAGCCCCAGUCCUUGCCCUCGCCGGGGGUCAACCAGGUGUCCAGCACCGUGGACUCCCAGCUACUAGAGGCCCCCCAGAUUGAUUUUGAUGCCAUCAUGGAUGAUGGCGAUCACUCGAGCUUGCUCUCGGGCACCCUGAGCCCCAGCCUCCUCCACAGCCUCUCCCAGAACUCUUCCCGCCUCACCACCCCCCGGAACUCCUUGACUCUGCCCUCCAUCCCCACGGGCAUCAGCAACAUGGCAGUCGGGGACAUGAGCUCCAUGCUCACCAGCCUGGCCGAGGAGAGCAAGUUCUUGAACAUGAUGACCUAAGACCCCAGCCCCUGACGCUGAGCGGACCUGGAGGAACCAUCACUCCCCAGAGCGUGGGGUUUUCAUUCAUUUCGUCUUUUUCCAAAAAAGUAUUAAAUAGGUAUGAGGGAGUUUUGCUGGUUCAGACCACAAACGCUUUAAGGGCAGGUUUAUGUGCAUCCUGUCUGGGCUUCUUGUGGGUUAUUUUUCGGAACACUGAAAAAAAUCUCAACAGGAAAGGCGAGGCAGGAAUGAAAACCUCGUUUACACAGUGCUUCCCAGCCUUGGUGUUUAUAGGACCGCUCUGUCCUGGCUUCUUCACCCCUGUCAUUUGGCUAAUGAGGGAUUACCUUGGCCAAGGGCUUUCCAAGUACACGAGGAAAGAGGGUCGAGGAACCACGUUACGGUUUGAAUCUGAAAGCCGUACUGGAUAUUCUCAUCCAGGAAGAUGAGCUUCUCAUUCUGGUACCUGCAAGGAAGAGAAACCCCUGGCCCACCAGAACUCUUCUCUGCAGCUUAAUUCUUGAGGCCUCGAACGUCCCUUGCCACAGAGGAAAAAAAGAUUUUACCUGGAUGGUUCAGAAGCACAUCCUAAUUCCAGGUUUGGUAGAGCUGGCAUCUCUACCCUGCAAAGUCGAGUUUGCAGCUGGCAGACUGUCCAAGUGUGUAGGAGUGAAUAAAGUAUGGAGGUAUUGCCAGAAAAAGGAAAGAAGAAACUGUUCUACUCGGAGCAAGCCCAGAAGCUGCCCUGGCCGCUCCAGACCGCGUUUACUGUGUUCAUGCAUGUAGAGUGUAGCCCUUCCCGAAAAGAACACUCACUUCUAAACACCUUGGGGCUGCCGGAGCUGCUGUGGGUUAGGGAUGGACCGAGAUGAGCCAAAGUGUGGGAUGAGACCUCAGGAGACAGAGAGUGCACCCGGGGCCCGGCCCCAGGCCACCCUGAGGUCCCCCGGUAGGAAGAGGAAGUCGCGUGUUUACCCAGUCCUGUUUCGCCCAUGCACUAUCCACCCACUUGACCAUGGAAAACCCCAGGGCUUGACGGCAGCCUGUGCCCAGGCUCCUCCAGGCCUUGCUGUCCACUCACCAGCAGCCCAGUGGUCUACAUCAGGCCACAACGUGCAGUCCCGGGAUCUUCUGCACUCCGGCCCUCUGCCCUCCUGUUCAUUUCGCAGAGAACUGUGACAUGCAUGGUGUUUGGG
Diceros bicornis minor is the source of this 6433-nucleotide messenger RNA. It is a transcript of the gene GLI2, whose product is annotated as GLI family zinc finger 2. Gene Ontology annotation, molecular function: DNA-binding transcription factor activity, RNA polymerase II-specific; RNA polymerase II cis-regulatory region sequence-specific DNA binding. Lineage: Eukaryota; Metazoa; Chordata; Mammalia; Perissodactyla; Rhinocerotidae. The record is from RefSeq and is a predicted model, not a curated record. Gene Ontology annotation, cellular component: nucleus. The coding region runs from base 546 to 5255 and encodes 1569 amino acids. The transcript has 14 exons. Gene Ontology annotation, biological process: regulation of transcription by RNA polymerase II; smoothened signaling pathway.